GGCGCUUUGGUUGGCGCAGCCAAAAUAAGGCCCCCCUCGUUAAAUUGUGCAGAGAGAGGGAGAAGAAAGCGAAAAAUAAUAAUAUCUAUCUCUCUCUCUCUCUACCCUCCAUUUUCUCUUUCUAUUCGGCUUCGCUUUCCUCUGGCCUCGGCGGUCCCAAAUUGAACACGGGGAGGGCUUGUCCGUGAUGCGAUUCUGAGCUCCAAGAUCGGUCUCGAGAGGAUUCAUUUUGGAGGGCUCUGUUCAUUACCCUGACGAUCAGGAGAUUGAGAAAAUGGAACACGAUGAGACAGGAUGCCAAGCUGCCCCCGAGGGUCCAAUUCUAUGCAUCAACAACUGCGGCUUCUUUGGAAGUCCAGCUACCAUGAACAUGUGUUCCAAGUGUCACAAGGACAUGUUGCUGAAACAAGAGCAGGCCAAGCUCGCCGCAUCAUCCAUUGCAAACGCCGAGAAUGGAUCAUCUUCAAACACUAUUGCGAAUGAACCUGUUGCUGCUGCCUCAGUGGACACCCAGCUUGAUACAGUGGAGCUCAAGACCAUCUUCGAACAGCCAGCCUGUGAUUCAGUGCCAGUGGCGACCGUUGAGAAGCCGAAGGAGGGCCCGACCCGUUGCAGCUUGUGCAAGAAGCGGGUUGGUUUGACGGGCUUUAGUUGCCGGUGUGGUAAUAUCUUCUGUGGCACCCACCGCUACUCUGACAAGCACGACUGCCCGUUUGAUUAUCGCAGUGCUGCCCGUAAUGCCAUUGCAAAGGCCAACCCUGUUGUCAAGGCUGAGAAGCUCGAUAAAAUAUAAGACGUGCGUGGGGAAGAAGAAGAUGCAAUGUGCUGAAAAUCGAUGCUUUAUUUCGACUCCAUGAGUGACGUUUCUCGGAUCAGCUGCAUUAUGUAUCAGGUGUCUGCUUGGUUUGUUAUAUUUGCAGAGGGAUGAUGAUGGUGGUGGUGUUAGGACAUCUCCACAGUAAUGAGGAACUCUACGAUCCCAAUCUUCUCUUGCGAUGGCUCGAAUGUGCCUUUAGCUCUCUGAGAAUGAGGUGGUUUGAUGGACAAUGUCGUGGUUGGCUCUGUAAUGUCUCUGCUUUUAAGAUGUUCCGUUGUCUCUCUUGUGCUGCACGGUCGAAAGGGUAAUACGCAAUCUCUUGAACCCAAAGGAAGACGUCCUUUGAAUAUCAAUCAGUAUGAUUGGCUUUGUGUAUUGUGGCUA
Molecule: messenger RNA, 1201 nt
Organism: Rhodamnia argentea
Lineage: Eukaryota; Viridiplantae; Streptophyta; Magnoliopsida; Myrtales; Myrtaceae
Product: zinc finger A20 and AN1 domain-containing stress-associated protein 8
Exons: 3
Coding region: 275-793 (172 amino acids)
Molecular function (GO): zinc ion binding; DNA binding
Source: RefSeq, a predicted model, not a curated record